ACACGCAGCAAUCCUCUCUCUUACACGCUCCGUUUCACCAAACGGAAUAGAUUUAAUAUGUUUUAAACAUAAAUGAUUUAGUAGGCGGAUUCUUAUUAGUGUCACGACAGAGAUAUUUCCUGCCUCACUGUUUCUUACAUCACCCCUUCUGUCUGGCUUUUCCUCAGAAUUCAACAGGAAGCUCUGUACAGACUGAGACUGCUGGAUCCUGCAGUGUUUUACAGCCCUCUCUGCACUGACCAUUGGUAUAAGAAGAGAGACUGCUGCCUGAGGCCUGGGUACAGGGAGGCUAGGAUCCUAACACUGCCACACAAGCAGCUCCACAGUAAUGUCAGCCUCCCUCCUGGACGCUGAUCCUAUCUAUGCCACGGUGGUCCACACUGCCAAGGCUGAGGCCAGGGAGUUGACAGGGGCUGUGGCUGUUCCUCCAGUCAGGCUGAAGCCUCCGGGGGACCUGAAGUUGACCCGGAGCCUCUCCAAGUCGGACUCAGACCUGUUGGUGUCUCCCCUGGGUGAGGAGGAUGGGGGUCUGAACAGCUGCUGUGAGUCUGUGGCUAACUGCAGUUCUGGGAACAAACAGAUGGAGAGAUCGCCCUCCUUCGCCUCCGAGUGGGAUGAGAUUGAGAAGCUCAUGAACAUGAUUGGAGCAGGCAUCGAGUCAUCCAAUGACCAGCAGCGCACCACAGAUGGGGCCUGCAGCAAAGCCCUGGACCAGCCCGUGGGUGAGUGGCUGGAGCAUGUGGGGCUGCCGCAGUACGAGAGCAAGCUGCUGCUUAAUGGCUUUGACGACCUAUGCUACAUGGGCAGUAACGUGAUGGAGGACUUGGACCUUAGAGAUAUGGGAAUCACUGACCCUGGACACAGAAAGAAGAUCCUCCACGCAGCACGCAGCUUGCCCAAGGUGAAGGCCCUGGGCUGUGAUGGCAGCACCUCUCUCUCCACCUGGUUGGAUGUGCUAGGUCUGCAGGAGUACCUGCCUAACUUCCUGUCUAGCGGCUACCGUACCUUGGACUGUGUGAAGAACCUAUGGGAGUUGGAGAUUGUCAACGUGUUGAAAAUCGGCGUUCUGGGCCACAGGAAGAGGAUCAUAGCGUCUCUGGCAGAGCGGCCCUAUGAGGAGGCCCCGACCAAAUCACAGAUCUCUCACCGUCUCUCACAGAUCAGGUUUCAGGACUUGUUGUCCCAGACAGGGACCUCUGCUCUGAGUCAGAUGGACCCGUCCACCAGUCGCUCCAUGGACAUGCUCCUGCCCCUGGGAGAGGCAGGCAGGAGGAGGAGAGCCAUGGACCAGGACUGCAGUGUGUCCCUGCGCUCCUACAGCGAGAGACCACGCUCUCACGACAGACAGAGUGACAGACAUAGGGAACCCCGUUUGACCCUUCGGCCGCCUAGCCAGUCUGCCACAUACGCUACAGUGUCCGCUUGGCAUCACCAGCCUGAGAAACUCAUCUUAGAGUCCUGUGGGUAUGAGGCCAGUUAUUUAGGAUCAAUGAUUAUCAGGGAUCUACGGGGGAUUGAGUCAACUCAAGAAGCCUGUGCCAAAAUUAGGAAGUCGAAGGACCAUUCAAGAAAGGGUCCUGUUGUCAUCCUUUCCAUCACCUAUAAAGGGGUCAAGUUUAUGGACGCAGCCACUAAGACCAUAGUAGCCGAGCAUGAGAUUAGGAACAUCUCCUGUGCAGCCCAGGACCCUGAGGAACUCUGCACCUUCGCCUAUAUCACCAAGGACAAUAAAAGUGGCCACCACUUCUGCCAUGUCUUCAGCACUGUGGAAGUGACCCAGACCUAUGAGAUCAUCCUGACGCUGGGUCAGGCCUUUGAGGUGGCCUAUCAGCUGGCUCUCCAGACCAAAGCCAGGCAGUAUGUCCCAGUCCCCCCACCAUCUCUGGGGUCAGAGGUCAUUGAGACCAAAUCCAGCCGGCCCACAUCACAGCAAUGGAGCAGCAUGAGGAGAUCAACAGGUGCCCCUCCGCUAGAAUGCCGCUGCUGUUACUGUCACACGUGUACUACCCACCGCCCCACCUUCCUCCCGUUGCACUCUGUUAGCCCUGGAGUCCAGAUUGACCCUCUGGAGAUGGAUGCAGACAUGCAGUCCCUGGGCAGCACCACCUGGCUCUUCAACCAGAGAGACUCCAACAAGCGCCCUGUCAGCACCAAGUACGAGACCACCAUAUUCUGAGACUGGAUCCCCUGCCCCAUCCCCACCUCGCACUAGCACCCAGUUUGACCCCUUCCCUCUACCGCCCUCUCUCUCUCACAAGCCCUAUGCCUUCUCACUGUGAUGGUAGCAUCCCUCAGGGCUGCCCCCUCUUCUUUGCCCUGCCCUACACAAACCUCACCCUGCUCUGACAUCACACAUCCCUGCAGCUCUCUCCUGUUCCUCACCCCUUGGCAGCCCCUGCUCCUCCUGCAGCCACUGAUGGAGCCCCUUGACUUGUGGAUGGACCUGAACUGAACCUACAAUGGCCCUGCUCUCUCAACCGAUCUGCCUCCUCCUCCUCCCAACUACUUGCAUUUGCAUCCACCCACUAUUAGGUUUAUCAUCAUUGAAGACACUGUGGAUUUUUGUUCUCUUCCUGUCAUGCCAUUAUUUUCCAAGUGACUCCCUUCAGUCAAAACAAGCAUGACUUUUUUCUGUUGAGCUACUUGUUGCAUUUUUACCUGAUAGUAACAUGAUAAGCAUUGGCUGUACUGCCAAUGUGAACAAGAAAAUAACAAACCUUCAUAAGUACCUCUUUUUAUCUAACGCCAAAGGAUUACUACUCUUGUGAUAUUAUCAAUUUACCGUUUUGGUCCUAUAUAGAGUGGAACAAAGAACAUUAUCAUGUCCCAAACAACCUCCUCAGUCAUAAACAAUAUUUUACCCCCUUCCCAAAAGGAUUAACAAUUUUUUAUUUUUAAUGCCAUGUUUAUUUUUGUAUUUCACUUGUUUUUUGCUAAAGGCAAGUUCAAUAUUUUUCUUUCCCUAUCUGUAGCUUGUCCUGUCUUGCCAGGCAUCUACCACUGUGAGGCGCUGUGAGGAGACACAUCACCUGGGAUGCAUGAAGGACAAAAAAUCUAUAAGAAAAAAAAAAACUUUUUCCACAUAUUUUUUUUUAUCAUACAUUGAUGGAUCAUCAAGGAAUCUUCCCUUUCCAUUUAAAAUGGAUCAAGAACUGAACCUCAAAUUUCUGUGUGCUCUUCUUGUACACAACUUCGUCAUCAAUCUGUCAAGAUCAGUAGCCUUAAUUACUUCAAUCUGGCCAUCUAUCAGUUUAUCUAAAUGUAAUCAAUUGAGCAUCCCUUGCCAUCAUCACACAAUCUCCACACCUGCUGACUGCUACAUGCGUAUUCCAUGGUUAAAAAGACUAACAGCACUUUUGAGUUGACAACACAUGAACACUUUGACUGAGCUGUAAUGAAGUUGUUGUAAUGGUACAGGUUUGUCCAGAUAAUAAUGUCUAUAAUGCUCUGUAGCUUCACAGUGUACAUGGUGCCUCACCAGUCAUUUUAUUACCAAGAGAGACAAUCAUCAGAGACUGUUUGGCUCAUCAGAGAACACUGUGUUAAAACAUGGCACUAUACCUUAAAAAAAAUUAUUGUUUUAAAAUGGAUAUGGUUGGUUUCUUUAAUAAGAUAUGCUUUUAAAAAGACCAGGGCUUCCUGAAAUAUAUUUAGUGAAAGAAACCAAGGGAAGCAAGACCACAAUCUAUCGGCGUAGUAAAUAAUUUAAGUACAAAUGUAUGAGAAAUUACCAAAACACCAUGGUCAUGAAGGCCAUAUUUUGGGUAUGUCCAAGGAAUUUUGAGGGCAAUAAUAGAAUUUGCCAAUUCAUGGUGAUGGAUUCAAGAUAUUUCCAAUAACAUUGUUUUAAUUUUAGACAAUUUACGAGGCAAGGCACAUUUGUGUUGCUGGACUCCUUAUGUUGCAUCUUAUCAAGAUUACGUGGGUUGUAAUCCAUGCCAUAGCACAUAGGUUCAGUAUGAGGUACACUAUGUUUAAACAAAUUAGUCACAAAAAAAUGAGCGACAGGGCCAAAGAUUCAGGCUUACUCAUGGAACUUUACAUUUGAGGGAUCAAAAUGUAAUUAGAUAUGCUUUCAUUGUGCAAAUAGUUUUUGUUUGAAAAUAUCUGUGAAACUGCAUUCUUGUUUUUCCUUUCACAGGGAUUUAUACCGCAGGUCUAGUUAUCUACACUAUAUAUACAAAAUAUGUGGACACCCCUUAUAAUUAGUGAAUUCGGCUAUUUCAGCCACACCCGUUGCUAACAGGUGUAUAAAAUUGAGCAUACAGCCACGCACUCUCCAUAGACAAACAUUGGCAGUAGAAUGGCCUUACUAAAGAGGUCAGUAACUUUCAAUAUGGCACCAUCAUACUGUAGGAUGCCACCUUUCCAACAAGUCAGUUCGUCAAAUUUCUGCCCUGCUAGAGCUUCCCUGGUCAACUGUAAGUGUUGUUAUUGUGAAGUGGAAACGUCUAGGAGCAACAACGGCUCAGCCGUGAGGUGGUAGGCCACACAAGCCCACAGAACGGGACUGCCGAGUGUUGAAACGCGCAGCAUGUAAAAAAUCAUCUGUGCUCGGUUGCAACACUCACUACCAACUUCCAAAUUGCUUCUGGAAGCAACGUCAGCACAAUAACUGUUCGUCAGGAGCUUCACGAAAUGGGUUUCCAUGGCCGAGCAGCCGCACACAAGCCUAAGAUCACCAUGCGCAAUGCCAAGCAUUGGCUGGAGUGGUGUAAAGUUUGUCGCCAUUGGACUCUGGAGCAGUGGAAACGCGUUCUCUGGAGUGAUGAAUCACGCUUCACCAUCUGGCAGUCCGACAAACUAAUCUGGGUUUGGCGGAUGCCAGGAGAACGCUACCUGCCCGAAUGCAUAGUGCCAAUUGUCAAGUUUGGUGGAGGAGGAAUAAUGGUCUGGGGCUGUUUUUCAUAUUUCGGGCUAGGCCCCUAAGUUCCAGUGAAGGGAAAUCUUCACUGACAUUCUAGAAAAUUCUGUGCUUCCAACUUUGUGCCAACAGUUUGGGGACGGCCCCUUCCUGUUUCAUUAUGACAAUGCCCCCGUUCACAAAACGAGGUCCAUACAGAAAUGGUUUGUCGGUGCGUAAGAACUUGACUGGCCUGCACAGAGUCCUGACCUCAACCCCAUCGAACACCUUUGGGGUGAAUUGGAAUGGUGACUGCGAGCCAGGCCUAAUCGGCCAAAAUCAGUGCCCAACCUCACUAAUGCUCUUGUGGCUGAAUGGUCCCCACAGCAAUGUUCUAACAUCUAGUGGAAAUCUUUCCCAGAAGAGUGGAGGCUGUUAUAGCAGCAAAGAGGGGACCAAAUCCAUAUUAAUGCUCAUGAUUUUGGAAAGAGAUGUUCAACAAGGUGUCCACAUACUUUUGGUCAUGUAGUGUGUCUGUUGGCUCAAUCUGUUUGUGUUUUGCUCAACUUAUUCUGUGUGCUGUGUAGCCUUGUGUUUGUGUCCUCGUGGGAAGAUGGCUUGUUCUGUCUCUAGCUGCUGUCCUCAUUCUGUGUCCCCUGCUGCAGGAGAUGUUAUGUUUAGCCUUUCUCCAAACGACACCUGGUUAAUACAGGAUGGCUGACUGGAGAAUGACUGUUAAGACGUGCUAGUCUCUGUGCGGUACUGCAGCUGUGUCUCAUCGUCAAUCUGUCCUGUUCUGACUGUUGCUGUACUGAUGCAUGUGGCAGUAUUUGCGUUUGGUCCUCUGAUGGCCCAUUGAGGUGUACGUACGUAGCAGUGUCUGUUUUGUUUUAUCUUAUAAUUUGGUGUUUUGUUUUACUUUUUUCUUCGUUUCACAAAUAUAGCACCUCAUCUCA
Molecule: messenger RNA, 5799 nt
Organism: Salvelinus fontinalis (brook trout)
Lineage: Eukaryota; Metazoa; Chordata; Actinopteri; Salmoniformes; Salmonidae
Gene: anks1ab
Product: ankyrin repeat and sterile alpha motif domain containing 1Ab
Exons: 14
Coding region: 329-2176 (615 amino acids)
Cellular component (GO): cytosol
Molecular function (GO): protein binding
Source: RefSeq, a predicted model, not a curated record